AUGGCGUCGUCAGGUGGAAGGCCUCCUAAGCCUUGGGAAAAAGAAGGGAACAACAACAACACAUCUGGUCCUAAGCCUUUUAGGCCUCCUUCAAAUACUAGUACGGCUGCUUCUGUUGAGGCUUCUGGCACAGCUAAUCCCGGUGAAGUAGUUUCGUCUGUGAAUAGGACUAAUACAGCUGCUAAUGUGAAUGGACUGAGUAGACCUGUUCCUACUAGGCCUUGGGAGCAGCAGAGUUAUGGUGGUUAUGGUUCAAACCUAGGUAUGAACUCUGGUACCUAUGGUUCAGGGUUAGGUGGGUAUGGUUCGUCUUAUGGGGGUGGAAUGUAUGGUGGUAGUGGCGUGUAUAAUAGAGGUGUUUAUGGUGGUGGUGGUGGUGGUCUUUAUGGAAGUUCAGGUAUGUAUGGUGGUGGUGGGAUGUAUAACAGCAGUUUUGGUGGUGGUUAUGGUAUGGGUAUGGGGACAGGAAUGGGUAUGAGUAUGGGAAUGACUCCUUAUGGUGGUCAAGAUCCAAACGACCCUUUUAAUCAACCUCCUUCUCCACCUGGCUUCUGGAUAUCCUUUCUCCGUGUGAUGUCAGGUGCUGUGAAUUUCUUUGGCCGUGUAGCGAUGCUGAUUGAUCAAAACACACAGGCCUUUCAUAUGUUCAUGUCUGCCCUUCUUCAGCUAUUUGAUCGUGGAGGUAUGUUAUAUGGAGAAUUAGCAAGAUUUGUAUUGCGUUUGCUUGGGGUGAGAACAAAACCUAGAAAGAUGCAGCAGCAGCAGCCACAAGGGCCUAAUGGUCUCCCUUUACCUCACCAGCCACAUGGAAACCAGAACUACAUCGAGGGUCCUAAAGCCGCUGCACCAGGUGGUGGUGGUUGGGACAAUGUAUGGGGUAACUAA
Eruca vesicaria subsp. sativa (arugula) is the source of this 885-nucleotide messenger RNA. NCBI's taxonomy places the organism in Eukaryota, Viridiplantae, Streptophyta, Magnoliopsida, Brassicales, Brassicaceae. The record is from the annotation of a GenBank genome assembly.